AUGGACAGCAGUAAAGAAAACAAAGAGGAGGUAGUAGAAAAAACUAAAAAAGCAGAUAAUGCAGAAAAGUCAAAAGAAUCUGUACAGAAAGAUGAAGCUGUAGAAAAGCUAGAGAAGUCUGAAGGCCCAAACAAGCUGGAAAACACACAGGAAACAGAAACUCCAGAACAAGUGGAAACAGCAGAAAAGCCAGAGAAGAGUCUGAAAGUGUUGAAAUGGCAGAAAAAUCUGAAUGUGUUGAAAUGGCAGAGAAGUCUGAAAGUGUUGAAAUGGCAGAGAAGUCUGAAAGUGUUGAAAUGGCAGAGAAGUCUGAAUGUGUUGAAAUGGCAGAGAAGUCUGAAUGUGUUGAAAUGGCAGAGAAGUCUGAAUGUGUUGAAAUGGCAGAGAAGUCUGAAAGUGUUGAAAUGGCAGAAAAGUCUGAAAGUGUUGAAAUGGCAGAAAAGUCUGAAAGUGUUGAAAUGGCAGAAAAGUCUGAAAGUGUUGAAAUGGCAGAAAAGUCUGAAAGUGUUGAAAUGGCAGAAAAGUCUGAAAGUGUUGAAAUGGCAGAAAAGUCUGAAAGUGUUGAAAUGGCAGAAAAGUCUGAAAGUGUUGAAAUGGCAGAGAAGUCGGAAAGUGUUGAAAUGGCAGAGAAGUCUGAAAGUGUUGAAAUGGCAGAGAAGUCUGCAAGUGUUGAAACUGCAGGGAAGUCUGCAAGUGUUGAAGAAACUGCAGGGAAGUCUGAAAGUAUUGAAGAAACUGCAGGGAAGUCUGAAAGUAUUGAAGAAACUGCAGGGAAGUCUGAAAGUGUUGAAGAAAACUGCAGGGAAGUCUGAAAGUGUUGAAGAAACUGCAGGGAAGUCUGAAAGUGUUGAAGAAACUGCAGGGAAGUCUGAAAGUGUUGAAGAAACUGCAGGGAAGUCUGAAAGUGUUGAAGAAACUGCAGGGAAGUCUGAAAGUGUUGAAGAAACUGCAGGGAAGUCUGAAAGUGUUGAAGAAACUGCAGGGAAGUCUGAAAGUGUUGAAGAAACUGCAGGGAAGUCUGAAAGUGUUGAAGAAACUGCAGGGAAGUCUGAAAGUGUUGAAGAAACUGCAGGGAAGUCUGAAAGUGUUGAAGAAACUGCAGGGAAGUCUGAAAUUGUUGAAGAAACUGCCGGGAAGUCUGCAAGUGUUGAAAUUGCAGGGAAGUCUGAAAGUGUGGAAAUUGCAGGGAAGUCUGAAAGUGUUGAAAUUGCAGGAAAAUCUGAAAGUGUUGAAAUUGCAGGGAAGUCUGAAAGUGUUGAAAUGACAGAUAUGUGUGAAGAUGUUGAAAUGGCAGACAAAUCUGAAAAUGCUGAAGGGACUGAUAGGUCUGAAAAUGCUGAAGCAACUGAUAGGCCUGAAAAUGCUGAAGCAACCGAUAGGUCUGAAAAUGCUGAAGCAACUGAUAGGCCUGAAAAUGCUGAAGCAACCAAUAGGUCUGAAAGGGCUAAAGCUACCAAUAAGUCUGAAAAUGUUGAGACCACAGAUAAAUCUCAGAAGGCAGAGACUGGAAAAGUAGAUGUCCCGGAGAACAGAGAAAAGCCAAAUGCGCCAGAAAAUACAGACAACACAGAUGUACAGGACAGUGACAAAACAGAAAAGCUAGAAAAAAUGGAUAAGACAAAUGAUCCGGAAAAGACAGACAAAACAGAAGAACUAAAGAAAACUAACGUGUUAGAAGAGUCAAAAAUAAUGAGAGAGACGGAUGAGGCAGAAGAUUUGGAAAAAUUCGGAAAGACUGACAAGGCAGAGUCCACAACAGGGGAGCCAAGAAAGGAAGAGAAGCCAAAAGGGGGUGUGGAGAAAGUAAAGACAGAAGACUCGGAGGAAGAAAAAACUGGUGUAGCUGUAGAAGAAAGAAGCAGGCAAACUAAAGAUGUAUCAGAGGACAAAAGCGGAUCUACAGUGGAAGCAAUGGAGACAAAUGAAGAUGAAGAGAAGGAAAGUGCCGACUCAGCAAUGACGAAUGGACAUAGUGAAGAGACGAAUGGUGUUGCUAAUGGUGAUUCUGAGAAGCGCCCAGCAGAGGAUUCUGAAACGAAAGAAGUAUCUCCUCCAAAGAAAGCUAAAAUUCAGGAGUCUGAAACGACAGAGCCCAUUGCAGAGGCCACUGCCUAGUCUUCAGUAUACAGUAGCACUCCAGUUAUAUUUUCCCCCCCUUGCUAUGGAUUCUUUUCUUUUAUGUAUAGAACUUUGCUACUGUAUGUGGCUGUAUUCUUUCCAUGAGCGUCUACAUUUUUUCCUACCUAUGUACCUGUUGGUUUUUUUAUAGUACAGUAUCUAUUUGUAAGAAUGUAUUCUAAAGGGGGGGGGGGCAUUUGAUGUAUGCACCAUGUACAAAUGUAGACUGGUGCCAGUCUGUAGCUUCCAAAAGUCAUUGGCUGGAAAUGAUUUAUGUAGUUAAAUUUUUUGCUGUCAGUGAUAGUAAAUUUUUUCAGUGGAAAAUUAUAAAUUGUAAUUUGUGACCAUUUUUGGAAUGGUAGUUUAAGGAAUUUGCUAACCACCUGUCAUCUUGCUUGUACAUUUCUCGUGUUGAGUGAGUGUGUGAGACUUGAUAUAGGCUGAACUAAUAAUGUUUGCUGUGUUAGGGCUAGUAUAGCACUAAUUAGAAUCUGACCUUUAUUUAUUUCUAAGUCAUGUUUGUAAGUAUUGGAAUGCAAGUAAGCUCCAUCUCCACACGUAGGGAAGGAUCGAAACUUUAGUUUUAAUUUGUACACACGUCAACAUUCCGUUUUUGUUAAAAUGACCAUUUGAGGUUACUGUGUAACCUGCCUGGCUGAAAUGAGUGAUUUUGAAUGGUAUGUAGGAUUAUUUUUCAAAUAAAUAACAAACAGUU
Molecule: messenger RNA, 2833 nt
Organism: Cherax quadricarinatus
Lineage: Eukaryota; Metazoa; Arthropoda; Malacostraca; Decapoda; Parastacidae
Source: RefSeq, a predicted model, not a curated record